AUGAUGGGGGUGCUCAAAGAUCUGGAGACCUUCAUGUUCUCCGCUGAGAGAACAGCUGAUGAUGGUGUGCCUUCCGCCUCGAUGGCCAUGCUCGAUGACCCCACCGGACCGAUCCAGACACAUAUCAUAGCCCAGGACAAGAGGCACUACGAUGCCAAUACUGUGUACCAAGCAUGCAGCAUAUUCAAGGCUAUCACGGCAUUAGCAGAAGCCAAACUUAUCGACUUGGGGCAUUUGACUUAUGAUACCAAAGUCGUUGACCAUGUCCCAGAAUCACUUUUGGAUUCCAUGCUGGACGACAAGACAAGACAUCUCAUGCAGUAUGUCACUGUCGGACUCCUCGUAAGCCACCGCUCUGGGCUUUCUCAACAUGGCUUUGCUGGCUAUACUGGCGAUACACCCUUACCUGGUUACACGGAGCUUUCAGCUGGACAGCCUCCAGCAAAGAGUCCUCGCUUGAGAUUCUUGAACUUUCCAGGCAGCCAGUGUACGUACUCCGGCGGCGGUUUUGUGAUCCUUCAGAUACUUCUGGGGCAGAUUAUGGCGAAACCCUUCCCGGAAAUCAUGCAAGAGAUGGUUCUCGGUCCUUUAAAGAUGAACCGGAGCCGCUUCGGUGAUUUGCCUACCGACGAGAGCAACUUCGCAAAAGCACAUGUGACAGGCUACGUCCAAGGAACCAACAGAGGACGAGGCUACCAUGAGUUCACUGAACUGGCUGCAGCAGGACUCUGGACAACACCCUCAGACCUGCUGAAAGCAGUAGCUGCAAUUCAAAUCUCACUGCAUUCGGACUCCGGCUUCCUCUCCCGCGCCACAGCAGACGCAAUGCUAGCUCCAGUAUCGCCCAGCACGUCAGGUCUCAACAUGGCUUAUGGCUGUGGCAGCGACGGCACAUUCUUCGCACACGCUGGUCAGAAUGAGCCGGGCUUUACCUGCUAUGUCAUCGGAGCUCAUGGGUAUGCGCGGCCAGUGUUGAAUGGAACCAAUCAACCAGGAACAGCCAGUGUCUGCAUCGUGACUAACUCAAUCAUUGCGUCCUGA
This is a messenger RNA of Fulvia fulva, 1041 nucleotides long. RefSeq lists its product as uncharacterized. Bases 1 to 1041 code for a protein of 346 amino acids. The transcript has a single exon. The record is from RefSeq and is a predicted model, not a curated record. NCBI's taxonomy places the organism in Eukaryota, Fungi, Ascomycota, Dothideomycetes, Mycosphaerellales, Mycosphaerellaceae.